Molecule: messenger RNA, 3712 nt
Organism: Misgurnus anguillicaudatus (oriental weatherfish)
Lineage: Eukaryota; Metazoa; Chordata; Actinopteri; Cypriniformes; Cobitidae
Source: RefSeq, a predicted model, not a curated record
GAUAGCAGUAGAGUCACACUGUGAAUACAUCUGAAGGAUGCUUUGAAGGCAGCUCUGUUUCGUGCCCUUCAUUUGGCAACUUUUAAAGGAUGAACGAGCUGUGGGAGCAUCAACCCCUGAAUUGGGAUCCGUCCAUGGCUCCUUCUUCACAGCCUUGGCUAUCUCAAGACUCAAUGCGGGCCUGUGAUGUACGGGUAUUUUGAAAUAACCAUUCAGAACUGUAGUUGAAUAAAAAAAAUUAGCAAAUUUAAAAGUUUAUUGGCUGUUGAAAAUGAUGAGAUUUGUUAACAGCAGGAUGAAUGAAUGAAGUGUUGAGCGUCUUCUCUCUCCAGUACAGCAGGAGGCGCUGCAGCUCUUUAGUACACAAAUAAACUCACUAAAGAAAGAGAGCGGGCUGUUGUUUUUUUUGUAUCCUCGUUGUUUUUCUCUCUUGAGUGUUUUAUUGAGAGUAAACAGAGUCUUGUCUCUGUGUAUUUUAGUGUUGAUGAUGAGAUGGAUGUGAUGUGCUGUAAAUCAGUAGGAACUGAUCUGUCUAUGCUGGAUAUUGAUGAUUUUAUCACAGAAAUCUCUCAGCUGAAGAAAGAGGUGGCGUUACUGGAGAUAAAGCUGAGGUUAAGAGGAGAUGAAGGAUUGAAUAGAGAGGAUGGGGUUUGUUGUGAAUCUUCAGGGUAUGUGACUGUUUGGAGCUCCAGUGAAUGUCUGGAUUCAGUGUGGAUGAGCAGAGAUCAGAGCCGCACACCACAGUCACUGCUGGAUAAACUCUCUGAAGAGACAUCCAGACACACACAGUACUCAGAUCUCAGUCUGUCUUUACUCUCUUAUACUGAGUCAAAGCCCACAGACACUCAGGACACUACAGUGUGUGACAGUAAACAGAGCUUACAGGAGGAUCAAACCUCCACAGAGUCUCUGGAUUCUGUCUGUAACGCUGGAGAACAGCAGCAGAUCCUGCAGACCAAACUCAAGAUGUCUUCAGUUAAACCGAUGGACAGUGGGAACCUAAUGAUGAAGAUGAGAAAAGAAACUACAGCAGAUGAAGAUCACACUGAGGAAGAUGAUGACAAUCAUGAUGAUUUUAUUCCUUCAGAUAAGAUCAGUGAUUCGUGUUUGGAUGGAGAAAUAACGUCUUUAUCAUCAAAAGAGCGACAGACGGCACAAACUCUUUCCUGCAUCACCGAUGGAGAGACAUUGAGCUCACCGAGACAUUUAGAUAGAAAUGCAGAACAAAAACUCUUGACCUCCACCAGAUCUGAGAUCAGCUUCACUACCUUACAAAAAUAUAAAAGUCAUCACUCAAAAGUGCACAGAGAGAAGAAGAAGAAGCACUUUCACUGUCAGCAGUGUGGGAGGGAUUUUGGCUACUUAUAUCAGCUAAAAGUUCACAUGAGGACACACAGUGGUGAAAAGUCUUUCUACUGCACUGAAUGUGGCAAAUAUUUCAGCACCAAACAACAUCUUGAUAUUCAUCAGAGAAUUCACACAGGAGAAAAACCAUACGAGUGUCCUCACUGUGAGAAGAGAUUCAGCCGAAACCAUCAUCUGAAGUCACAUAUGCUUAUACACACCAAUGAAAGACCGUAUCAGUGCAGUCAAUGUGACAAAACCUUUAAGAAUUCAGGUUCACUAAAAAAACAUCAGAAUGUUCACUCUGAGGAGAAACGCUAUCAGUGUUCACACUGUGAUAAAUGUUUCGGUCAAAAAUUUAGUCUGAUAAUCCAUGAGAGAGUUCACACUGGAGAAAAACCUUACUUCUGCUCUCACUGUGGAAAGAGCUUCUCUGAUCCAAGUAGUUUUAGAGUUCAUCAGAGAGUUCAUACAGGAGAGAAACCAUACGAGUGUCCUCACUGUGAGAAGAGAUUCAGACAAAACCAGCAUCUGAGGACACAUUUGUAUAUACACACCAAUGAAAGACCGUAUCAGUGCAGUGAAUGUGACAAAACCUAUAGGGAUUUAAGUUCAUUAAAAAAACAUCAGAAUAUUCACUCUGAGGAGAAACGCUAUCAGUGUUCACACUGUGAUAAAGGUUUCAGUCUGAAAUAUAAUCUGAUUAUCCAUGAGAGAGUUCACACUGGAGAAAAACCUUACGUCUGCUCUCACUGUGGAAAGAGCUUCUCUCAUCUGAAUAGUUUUAAAGCUCAUCAGAGAAUUCAUACAGGAGAGAAACCUUACGUCUGCUCUCACUGUGGUAAGAGAUUUAAAAAUUCAACUGAGCUCAGAGUUCAUCAGAGAGUUCACACUGGAGAGAAACCUCAUCACUGUACUGUUUGUGGAAAGAGUUUCUGUCAUAAAUCUAGUCUGAUAAUCCAUGAGAGAGUUCACACUGGAGAAAAACCUUACGUCUGCUCUCGCUGUGAAAAGAGCUUCUCUGAUUCAAGUACUUUUAAAGCUCAUCAGAGAAUUCAUACUGGAGAGAAACCUCAUCACUGUACUGUUUGUGGGAAGAGUUUCAGCAAAAAAUGUAAUCUAAAGAAACAUGUGCGUAUACACACCAAUGAGACCAUAUCAGGUUUUAGUGAGACACCAUAGAACAGUGGUUCCCAACCUUUUUAGCCUUAAGUACCCCCACAGCCCUAUCAGUAAGGCCCAAGUACCCCUUCAUCGAAACUAAACCGAAGUUGUGUUUUAAAGACAAAUAAUUAGUAAUAUUAAUUAAUUAAUUAGUUUUAAACAUUAAAGUAAAAAGCACUGACUGAUGAAGCAUGUUUAUUUCAACAAGCCACUAUCAUUGCGAUCAGUGUUUGCAUUUUAUCAGCUCAUUUGCAUUUUAAAAGACACACCCAAAAAUGGCACAUUUUGCUCAGGCCUACAAAAUGUCAAUUUUGACAUGCUAUAAUUAAUUAUCUGUAGUGUGUUUUGAGAUAAAACUUCACAUAUGGACUCUGGGAACGCCAAAGACUUAUUUUACAAAUUAAAAAAAUUUCAUCAUAUGACCCCUUUAAGGGCCAGAUUUACUAACAGCUUGCGCAAACCAUCAUUUUGGCAUUAAAUAACGAGUGAACUUACUAAAGACACGUAGUAGAUAUUUAGCUCUGAAAAGGUGCUAUUUUUGCGACCUUAUUGCAUGUGCAUUUGUAGAAGUUUUCCUUUUAGAAGCAACAUUAAUGCGAGGAGAGUAUUAAAUUUUGCCAGAGGAACAUACUUUAAAAAAACUAUAUAGUUUGCCAAGCCAUGCUAUGUUUAAUUUGCUGGAGAAAAGAGGAGUAGAAGUCACGAGAAGUCAAAUCAGGUAUUUCAAAACGUAUUUUACCCUUCAUCUUUUGUCCUCCGGUUCUUAGUGUACUUUUACUUAGCUGGAAUUUCACACUCCGCAGUCCACAUUUUCAUUGCGAUGUCCUGCCGAGGUCUCUUAUUUGCGACCCUGUACUAAUUUGCGCUGCUAGUAGAUUGCAAUGGUCAUUAUAGAAAUGUGCUUAUGUCAUUAUGGUGCCUGUGUAUUUUAUUUGCGCCUUUGUAGUAAAUCACGCGCAAAUUUUCCACUCCGUCGCUUAUUUGGAAUUCUCACGUCCUUUUUAGAAAAUGCCCUAAAUUUACUAAAAUCUCAAUUUAAGUUACUAAUAAUUAAAGUGUGAGAAUAAGUUAAAUUAUUCGGUUCAAAUAUAAAGAGAAACAAAUGUGUUAAGACAUUCUCUAUAAAUACAAAAGACAACAUACACUCUCAGAAAUAAAAGCACGUAAUUGUACCUUUAGGGGUACAAUGGCUUGUCACUGGGGC